AUGGCAAACGAUUCUCUGGGUUCACAUCAAGCUGAGGUGCACAGCUCUAUUGAAUUCGUACAAGGAUGGAAUCGUGAACUUCCAUUACGGGAUGGACUAGCCAAUAUGUAUACGCGAUUUGCGUACAGUUUUGCUGAGUAUAGCAAGAAGUUUGACGGUGAAAACAACCAGGCUGGAUGCCAAAGGUUUGCUUUAGGUCGAUUGAUGUAA
Messenger RNA from Phytophthora nicotianae INRA-310, 210 nucleotides. RefSeq lists its product as hypothetical. The coding region runs from base 1 to 210 and encodes 69 amino acids. Lineage: Eukaryota; Oomycota; Peronosporomycetes; Peronosporales; Peronosporaceae. The transcript has 2 exons. The record is from RefSeq and is a predicted model, not a curated record.